This is a messenger RNA of Penicilliopsis zonata CBS 506.65, 1254 nucleotides long. RefSeq lists its product as hypothetical. The coding region runs from base 1 to 1254 and encodes 417 amino acids. Gene Ontology annotation, molecular function: O-methyltransferase activity. The record is from RefSeq and is a predicted model, not a curated record. The transcript is spliced from 5 exons. NCBI's taxonomy places the organism in Eukaryota, Fungi, Ascomycota, Eurotiomycetes, Eurotiales, Aspergillaceae.
AUGGACCCCUCAAGUGUCGCCGCGCAGAAUGCAGCGAUCAGAGCCCAGCUGGCACAUGUCACCGCGCUGGUCGAGGAAUACUGUGCCAUCAGCACGGAGCAGGCCCGGCUGAAAGAACUGAGCAUCGAGCAGCACGGCCGGCAGAGCGGUUCCCAUACCGCCGUGGUGCGUGAGGCCCAUAAAUUGCUCAACACCAUCAAGGGGCCGCUCGACACGGUGUUUUGUCAUUUUGAGAAUGGCGCUCAUACUGGAGCCGUGCGCGCUCUCUUCGACAUGGGCAUGUUCCAAGCCCUCCCGGCCGAGGGCAGCAAAACUGCCGAGCAGUUGUCAAAGGAGCUCAAUGCUGAGAAAGAGCUGAUCAUCCGUCUCAUGCGCAUGACCACCGUCUGGGGUCCGUUUAAAGAGGUGGGAGUGGAGGAAUACGCGCACACGCCGGACUCAUUGAUCUAUCUUGUUCCAGAGGUCAAUGGGAUUUUUACUUGCUUGGUGGACGAAUACAAAGGCGCCGAACUGCGAUUCAACGAAUUCUUCAAGCUGAACGGCUGGGUCAAUCCGAUCCAGGAACGCAACAAUCCGUAUACCUUCCACCACCGCACCCAAGGCAAGAACAUGUGGGAACACAUGGUGCAGUUCCCUGACCGGUUCCGGGCCUUCAACUACGCGAUGCAGGCGCAGUCCAGCGCCGCCUCGUGGGCAGUCGGCCUGUAUCCCUUCCGCGAGACGCUCGCCCAGCUGGGCACCACGGACGAGACGCCGCUGGUCAUCGAUAUUGGCGGUGGCAAGGGCCAUACCCUGGCGCAGAUCCAGGGGUUGGUCGGACCGGGCAUCAAGGGUCGUUUCAUCCUACAGGAACGGCCGCAGUGUCUUGCUGAUAUCACGGAGGAAUUGCCGGGGAUUGAGCGACAGGAAUACGACUUUUUUACUCCGCAGAAGGAAAAGGGCGCCAUGAUUUAUUACCUGCGCCGGAUUUUCCACGACUGGCCGCACGACGUGUGCGUGCAGAUCCUUCGCAACAUCGCAGCCGGCAUCACCGACAAGACCAAGCAGCGGGUGGUCAUCGCGGACGAUAUCCUGCCCGAGCAGGGGGCCGACGCCGAGGGGGCCUGGAUGGAUCUGAUUAUGAUGACGCUGACGGGCACGGAGCGCACGGAGAAGCAGUGGCGAGAACUGCUCGACGAGGCGGGCUGGAAGCUCACCCGCACGUUUGUCGGGCCUGGCACAAACUAUGCUGCUGUCGAGGCUGUUCUGAAAUAG